Molecule: messenger RNA, 1685 nt
Organism: Heterobilharzia americana
Lineage: Eukaryota; Metazoa; Platyhelminthes; Trematoda; Strigeidida; Schistosomatidae
Source: the annotation of a GenBank genome assembly
CACCAAUAGUUUUGUGUAUGCGCUUGUAAAGCUAGCCAGUUGCUAAGAUUUUGAUGGGCAGGGCAAGUUUCAAACACGUUACCAACUACUAGGUAGUCGAAUUUCUGGUAAAUCAUUAAAUUUCUCACUGUCCGUUGGUUCUACCCAUGUGAAAUAGGUGAACUUAUGAUUUAAUAUUUGCAGUAGUGGGAUUAGGAAACCGUUUUCAAUGGGUCUCUUUCACCUUAUAGGUCAAAUCUCUGGGUUUUUUAAUUUAUUUAUCAUCAUUAUUAUUUCGUUAAUUUCUAGUCAUUCCUACUUCUUUCAAUUGUUCUGUUUAGUUAAGCAAUUGAAAUCAAUAUGCUGUUGUUUCAUAUUCUAGGGUGCUAGUAAGAUACUUGUUUGCAUAACACCUAAAUUGUUUUUUCCCCUAAAAUACCUCUCCCCUUCAAAGUUCAAUGGUGCAUACCUUUGCUGCAUUGAAAAUACUGAAUCUAUCCAUCAACUUAGCUGAUAUAGUGUUUAUUUUGGCUUUAUUUGAUUUUUGAUGUACUCGAGUGUUUUUUUUUUAUUUGCCUUAUGUAGAUAUGAAUAUACCAGACACUGAUGAAGAUCUUUUAGGCGUUAGUUCUGAAGAACUCGAUGAUAUACUGCGGAGUCGUGAUGCGAUGAUAGAUAAUCCAAUUAUUCCAGAACUUCCUCUGGAUGGAAGUAAGAAGUUGGAAAAAGCUUGGUCACCAAUCAAUCGACUAAAUUCAACUUCCGUCUACGAUCGCUUGCAUUUCGUAUUCUCAACAGAUCCGGUUUUAUAUGAUCAAGAAUUAAAUGCGCUGGGUAGAAGAGCACGAAAAAUUCCUGUAUAUAUUGGUUUUUCUAUUGGAUCAAUUACAGCUGUUAUGCGUACGAUUGUAUGCUAUCAUGAAUGUAUAAAUUCCAAUCAUUUGACUGUUUAUCGGUCACAAAUUACAGCUAAGCGUCGUGUUUACGAUCAAAGCUUUGUCAAAGGUUGCGUUUUUGGAUUAUCUGUCGGUUUCAGAGUGACUUUAUUCACAAGUGGAUGUUACACACUUCCGUUAAUCUUCACUGCUAUUCAGGGAAAAACAAGCUACUGGGAACACGCUGUUGCCUGGGGAAUUACGAGUUCAUUGUAUUGCUUUAAUCGUGGACUUAAACGAAUGCUUGUAGCAGGAGUAAUUGGUGCAGUACCCGGUUUAAUUUAUGGUUUGUCUUAUCUGUUUGCAGCUCGAGUGUCAGAUUUAACUUUUGAAAAACUACUAGCAAAACAAUUAGCUACCACUUAUAGGAGUCGAUUAUAACAUGUACAUUUCUAUCUGUUUAUUCUUUAUUUAUUUUUCACUUUAAUACAUCAUAGUUUUAUGGUAGUUUAAAAAUACGUUCUUGCCGUAUACAGUAACAUUCCUUCAUGUAGAUCAUUCACAGCAUUUCAUUCAGAAUGUUGAACAACUUUACCUGUAGACAUGUAAUGUAUAAUUUUAUCUUGAAUGAUUCUUUUUGCUACUAAAGGAUCAAACCAAAAAGCAUUCAAAGUUAUAAAUUCUCCCAGCACUACUGUUCUAAACUUUAUUCUAAAGUUGAUCGCUGAUAUCUUCAAUGUUUGACCCAUCUUUACACCUUAUCCUUUUAGCAAAAAGUGACUUAUUGUCUGAUGAGACGUUUCAUUUCAUAUAUAUCAUUUAGAUUUCCGA